Messenger RNA from Trichomonas vaginalis G3, 687 nucleotides. Its product is annotated as serine-type endopeptidase protein. The transcript has a single exon. The coding region runs from base 1 to 687 and encodes 228 amino acids. NCBI's taxonomy places the organism in Eukaryota, Parabasalia, Trichomonadida, Trichomonadidae. The record is from RefSeq and is a predicted model, not a curated record.
AUGCCUUGGCACGAUGGAAUGUUAUUUCGGAAUCUCAAAGGAUAUUCAAGAAUACAAUGUAUAGAAGAAUCAUGCAGAAUUUCUAACUGCGAUACUUGUUCAUUAAAUACAUGUGAUAAAUGCAAAUCUGGAUAUUUCUUAUAUACUGGACAAUGUUAUUCAACAUGUCCAUCUGCCACAUAUAGAUCUGGAUCAAAUUGUUACCAAUGUCGAAUUUCUAAUUGUAAUUCAUGUUCUGAAAGUAGAUGUGAUAGCUGCAGAUCUGGAUAUUUCUUAUACAAUAACCAAUGCAUCACAAAUUGCCCAAGGGGAACUUACGCAUCAGGAUCAAAAUGUCUCUCAUGCAGCACUGGUUGCAAUUCAUGUUCAUCGUCAAGCUAUUGCUUUCAAUGCAACAGCGGUUAUUCAAUGUAUGAUAGAAAGUGUUAUAUCAAUUGUCCUUCAGGAACUUUCAAAUCAGGUUCAUCAUGCCAACAUUGUGGUUCAAAUUGUCAAACAUGUUCUUCUUCUACUACAUGCUCAAGAUGCAAUUCUAACUAUAAAUUAUUCAAUGGAAGAUGCUACGGUUCCUGCCCUUCUGGUACUUAUCAAUCUGGAACCAAUUGCUAUUCCUGUCAUAGUAAUUGUAACUUAUGCAAGGAUUCAAAUAUCUGCACACAAUGCAAGAUGAAUUAUAAAUUCUAUUAA